This is a messenger RNA of Guillardia theta CCMP2712, 12453 nucleotides long. RefSeq lists its product as hypothetical. The record is from RefSeq and is a predicted model, not a curated record. The transcript has 2 exons. Lineage: Eukaryota; Cryptophyceae; Pyrenomonadales; Geminigeraceae. Bases 1 to 12453 code for a protein of 4150 amino acids.
AUGACAAUUUCUCAGGCGAUCUUGCUGCUUGUCCUCUCCAUCAGCUGUCCUGCGCAUGCUGCUGUCGUCUCGCAGUCUGGGAUGAAGUACACAGUCGCAGAGACGGCUCAGCUUCAGAUGGAAGGAGGCGCGUCAGACCUCAAAGCGACAGACCUCAAGAUCUACUGGGGGUCACUGGGAGCUUGGAGCGAAGGGAGUGACAUUCUUGCAUCGGAUACCGUCAUCGAAGUUUAUCUCCCGCGCUUUUCAGGAGGAUCAAACCUCUUCGGCGCAUACAGAUCUGGCAGCGCAGAGACAAGCGUCAUGUGGAUGAAGCAAGGUCAAGUCGUCACCAUAUCUGAGAGCGUGUCCAAGCCAUGGGCUGCAGGUCUCCCUGUGUCAAGCCAGUCUUCGCUCGAGGCUGGUCCGGGAGUGGGAGGAUGCUUUGGGAUCACCCAGGACCUUUCGUCGAACGCUUUCGAUCUCAAGCAGCUCCAAGCAAACUCCUUCUCCAUGUGUCAUUGGGACUCACAGAAAGAGACGCUCCGUCUCCUCAUGUCCUCAUCCCAGCCCAUCACAGGCGUGUACAUCAGCAAGGUCUCCUUGUAUCAGAACUAUGACGUUCACGGCAAGCAGAACGGGCUGGGCCCUCUCCCGCCCAUCGGAGGGAUAGACGAGCACUGGUAUCAGCUAGCGAAUGUGGCCGUGUAUCAGGCAUCUGGAUCUUCACGAGGCUGUGCGGUGAGGGCGAUCAGUGACUUUCCGUCGACGCCUUGCACUAGCGAUCUCCUGGUGUAUCAAGUUCCCUUCGACCAGUAUCGCUCAGUGAGGUUUGGUACGGACCUGCCUCCCAUCCCUACCAGGAAAGGAGCAGGAGCCGUCGGCACCGUAGCUCCUCCAGCCUUCGUCUAUGCGGCAGCGUCAGGCAACAACGAUGGGCCCAAUCAAGCUGUCUGCAUCACCGUCACUCUGAUCAGCUCGGCCACCCUCUACUCGGCUGGCGUCAAUCCCACCACCAUCACUCUCACCGGACUGACGGGAGCCUCUACCACCAGUCAGCCCGUGCGGCUCUUUCAGAACAAGUGUCAAUGCCAAGGCUCAAGCCCCGUGCAGGACUUGAUGCCUGCGAGGUUUCGAACGUCCACCACCGCCAACACCGUCGGCUCAGCAGACUUCAAGGCUGACGGGACCCUGACCUUUCAGCUCAUACCCGGGCAUUACAUCCAAGCUGGAGAGGUGCUGACCUUCUCCUUCAGUCUUGUGACGGGUGGCAACCCUCAGUCGUCUCGAGACCUCAAAGUGUCAAUGUCCGGGCAGGCGUGUCUGACCAAUGACUUCUGUACGCUACCCAAGUCUGUAGCGAUCACGGUUGCGCCGACCUCGUUUGACUCGUCGUCGAGGAUCUUGGAGGUGGUGGGCAAGAAGCUGAGGGUGUCGAUGUUUCAAAGCUCAAGCGACCCUGGCUCACUGACCAACCUCUUUGUGACGCUCCGGCCCAACUUCAACGUCGAGGUAGGGUCGGUCAUCAGCAUUCAGGGCCUCUGUGGCUCCCAGAGCAACUCAGCCUAUGUCUCUCUAGUCAGCAACAGGCUCAACGGCGGGACGCCGCUGACCGACACAUGUACUGGAAACCCGAGCGAGGUCGACCUUGCCGACUACUGGCCAGGCUCAAGGCUGGACUGGAGUGGCGGGGGACCUCUCAAGAUCACUGUGGCGAGCAGCUUGAGUCUCGUUGCUCGCGGUACUUACGCUCUGUCAUGGACUUGGCGGAACCUGGACUUGGCUCACCCGGCGUGCUCGAUGACUGUCAGUAUGCAGAAAGGAGGAGACGUGGUGAGCGCGGAGGCUGUGGAGAACAUCGGCAACACAGUCGGCACGGUGCUGAGUCCUGGGUUUAUCAAGUACAAGAUCGGACAAUCGACUACCCGUCCUGACGUUGCCAACUACAUCUGCGUGACGCUGAGAAGCAACUUUCGUGUCUCCACGCUCUCCAACACCCAAGGUCAGAACAACCUGGCCCAGAUUACUAUCUCAGGCCUACAGGGAUCUCAAACGACAACCGCGCUGUUCGUGAAGGCUUGUCCGUCAUACGACUGGAGCUUGAUGCAGCUACAGCCCGAGUCUGAUCCGCCAACAGCUCACUUCAUCGACCAGAUUACGGGAGGUACACUCCAUCAUACGACAAGCUGGUCGUCUGGAUCAGCCGUCCUGACCGUCAACCAGGACGAUGUUGCGAGUCAGAUGUACUACUCGAUCCCUCAGCAGCAGGACAUUGUGUUCGCUCUCAGGCUGAAGAACCCCAAGGUCUCCAACCCUUGUCAAUCAGUGACCAUGAGCUUCUCUGGUGUUGGCCCUGGCAACCGCUUGGUCACGCAGACGGUCAACAUGGUGCAGAACCGUGUCGAUAGAGCCCUCGAGGACGGUGAGACAGACGGAGACGUGUGCGUGCUCAAGACGUACGAUUACAGCUUCCUGACUCGAGUUAUCGCCCAGUCAACCUCGGUCGUGCAGGAGAAGAACGUCAUUACCGUCACCUUGAGGUCUAACAUGGACCUGUUGAGCUCCGUCUACAGUCCUCAGAUCACCAUCUCUGGUCUCACAGGAGCCGACACAGCCGUGACGUCCUUGUCUGCUGCUGCCAUCACAGACCAGUACUUCCCCAACAUCCAGAAGUCGAGCUGGGACAAAGCACGAGGAGUGCUCGUAGUCACUCUUGCUCCAGGAGCUUGCCAGCUGCCUGUCAAGGGUCGACCGUCUAAUUGCAUGCAUGCUGGCUGGACAUAUGCAUGGAGUUACACCUUGACGAAUGGCGUGACGGAGCAGGCCAGCCCUUCUGUCUCCGUGUCAUGUCAGUUUGCUGAGAACAAGCUGUCGAGCCCACAGCUUAUGGCGUCACCGAUGCGCAAAGACUUGCACGCUCUCUACUUGACGAGGCAGCUGCUCAACAAGUAUGACAUCGGGCAGUUGAGUCCGGCUCCUGGAGCUGUCAACCCUGUUUGCAUUACCUUGAGACCCAGCAAGUCUAUCAAUGCGCCGACGACCUUCACUCUGACGGGCUUGGACAUGUUCUCUUCCGGUACCAAAGUAGCCUUGUACGAUGAGUAUGGGGUAUCGCCUCUUACCAGCGGGCUGUUCCAGACAGUUGGGGCUAGCCCGCAAGACAACUACGCGACGUAUGACAAGUCAACGAUACAGUUUCAGCUGGGCCCGUCACAGUCGCUGCAGCAGAACUCCAAGUACAAGUUUUGUUUCCAGCUCACCAACGUCAAGACAGGACAAGCGACCUGCCCUCAGGUCUCGCUGACAGUAGAUUCACCGUCUGCACCUGCCGUGUACCGAGGAGCUCAGUCGUAUCUCUGCAACAAUGAUGUGACCAGGAAGGUAGCCGGCUACACGUCUGAGCCGUCAGGGUGUGCGGGCUACAUCUCAGAUCGCAAGUUCAUAUCGUCCAACAUCAGGUCGGGAUCGAAUGUGACAGGCAGCACAGUCUGGUUGACGAUGGAGCUACAGCCUAACUAUCCUCUCACCUCGGGUCAGACUAUCACAGUCGGAUCGUUUGUCAGCAUGAAGAACGCUGGAUCAUCGGACAUCCCAUGUACGAUAGCUAGGAACGGCCAGGUUGUCAAUGCCGCUACCAACAAGCAUCGCGCCAACGGGAUAGCGCCUGCGGCUGUGUUCAACAGCGUAUGCAAGUACCUCGACAACACGAUACAGAUCUCGUACACCGGGGCGUCAACGCAGUACUCAUCUUCCGUCUACGACCCGUUCUACAACGUCAAUGCUCGCCGAUCCAAGGGCCUGUACAAGGUGGAGGUCACAGCGGGAGGGUCGGGGUAUCAGUAUGCUAGUGUGAUCAUAUGCGACGUUACGCCUGGAGCUGAGUUCUGGACGAAGCCGACAUGCACAGCUGCUGGGGUAGUGUUUGCUGCCGGCAGCUCUGCCUCAGCAGCCGCGACCGUGAUCUCCGGUGCCGUCACGUCCAUCAGCCUGACAGCGCCUGGCUCAGGCUACACGAUGCGUCCUCGAGUCUUGAUCGUCGACCCCUCGGGCUCCGGGAGCGGCGCGCAAGCAGAAGCGAUCGUCUACGAUCACUCUAUCUACACAGUCCAGCUGCAGCUGGUCAACCAGGGCACUGCCGCCAGCGCUCAAGCUCUGACGGUCACGUCGGGUUUAUCAUUUGUGUCUGCGACGCUAGACAGUGGUUACGAGGUCCGAGCAAAGUCCAGCAUGCAGCUCCAGGAGCAGCCCAGCAGAGAUGUCGUGUUCACGGUCACUCCCGAGCAUAACCUCUACGAAGGCGACACGCUCCUCGUCAACCUGCCUGCCUACGACGUUGUCACGGGUCCCAUCUUCGGCGUGACGUCGUCGCCCAACCCGGCCUUCACCACCUUCACCACGCAGCUGGAGUGGGAGCUCAACUACUACCAGGAAGAUCGCGCUCGAGCAUACAUCAGCAACGGCUGGGUGGCGGACGGGAACAGGCAUCGGUCAGGAGACGGAGACGUGGACGGCUUGUUUGUGCUGUCGCGGGAUGACGAUGGCUACAACAAGAACAAGGACUUGUGCUGGAGCCGCGUGUCCUGCCCGUGGGGCCUUCCGGACAGCGACAUCACCUUCGGGGGUCCAUCGAAGACGCUGGUGCUGACCAAGGUGACCAACGGAGCCUCGUCGUCGUUAGGGUACACGCAGGACAUCUGCUACAGGAACACCAGCGUCAACCUCCUUCAACCGUCGGACUAUGUCGGCAUGCAGCUCAAGUGCCGCAACAAUCAGCACACGGUGACAGCCGGCGGUCAGGUCACAAGCGUGCGAGUGCGGCACGGGGGCCUUGUGGUCAUCAGCGGGAGAUACUCGGAGAGCUCGGGAGUAUCAGGAGCCGCGCCGACGUUUGUGGCAUCUGGCGCGACCGAUCAGGCAACAGGGACGCUGCUGUACCAGGUGGUGGGAGUCCAGUACGUGUCAGGCAGCUUGUUGGCAGCUGGUGACACGAUCGUCUUCGAUGCUACCUACCAAGUCCUGCCGGCGAAUGCUACCAUCUCUUCUCUCUACAGCACCAGCCCAGCUGUGCAUGUCACUGCCCCCGGGCUGUACUCCGGAUAUCCGUAUGCGACCGUGUCCGGGAAGAACACCCAGCUGCGAGUGCUUGUCUCUGUGGCGAGUGCCAGCCUCACGUCUCAAGGCAGCGGAUACACGUCCAUCCCCACCAUCACCACCUCGCUCAAGCCAAGUGUCGGCCUGCCCUCGACAGUCCAGCAGCUUGAGCUUCCAGUGUUUGACGUCUCCUUGACCAACGUGACGAGCACCGUUGUCACCCAGUCUAUCCUCGACUACAACCCAGCUAGACAAUGCUUUGUGGUGGCGGAAGAGUUUCCGACUUCCUUCUUGAGCGACUGUCAGGUCGUGCCCAAGGAGCAGGUCGGUCGGUACACCGGCAUGACAGCGAUGAUCGGGUCCAGCGAGUACGUCAUCAAGCAGGGAGCAGGCGGCGUCUACUGGGUGGCAGACCUCAAGGGCAACAAGCCUAGAAGCAUCGACCUGGCCAACAAGCCCUACACCAUCUACACGCAGCUGCAGCUGCAGGUGGCGAAGGGCAAGUGGAUCCGACAGGGCGAGAGCGUCAGCAUCAGCAUCCCCGGCUACCGGUUCAAGUCGGUCCCCAGCAACCCCAACGCGUUCGUCACUCCCUCUACAGAUGACGCCUCCAAGACCAUCCGAGAGAGGACGAGGUUUCAGUUCGCGACGCCCGUCAGCUUUCGCAACGUCAGGCUAGCGGGCUCUGCUGCUUCGCGGAUGCUUGUGCUCGGCGGUGCCAUGUCGUCAGGCGACACCUGCACCAUCCAGGGAAGCGACAUCGAGAGACCCCAGGCGUCCGACGGGGUGACGGUCAACCAUGCUGAGACCAUGACAAGCGUCGGAGGGAGCGUGCCUGUGUUUGCUCCUCCUUCUACUUGGGGUACGGGCUAUCUCCGACCCGGGAGGUUCUACGGCACCUGCACCUCUGGCAGGAGCUUGUCGGGCGUGUUCAUGCUCGAGGGGCAGAGGUCAGGCAUCGAGCGGAUCGAGAUCGUGACUCCAGGAACAAGCUGCAGCGCCAACGUCCAGGUCACCAUCUCCAGUCCCGACAAGGACGGGGUGACUGAUGGGCUGACCAACACCCCGGUCUGUUCGUCCGACAGCUCUCUAUGCUCUCAGGCUAUGGCAAUCGCGACUGUCAGCAGAGGGUCCAUCACCAGCAUCUCCCUCACCAGCGCGGGCAGAGGGUACUUCUUCCCGCCUACCGUGACGCUUACGAACCUCAACUCAAACACGCCUUGUGACGCCUUUGCCAUAGCGCACUUGUCUCACAACUUCACCUCUCGUCUGCGGGUGACAGCAGACUCCAACCUGAUGAUGUACCACCCCCAGCGAGAUCACUUCGACUCCCUUACUGGCCUGCACUCGACCGUCUUCCCCGCGGUCGCUCUCUACAAGCGAUAUGAUGCGAGGAAGUCCAACGCUGAGGUCGGAACAGGAUACGUGGCUGCGAUAGUCGUGACGUCUCUACCGUCGUCGUCUUGCACAGGACCCAUCACCAUCGAGCCUCCGCCCUCGGGCAGGACCGCGAGGGCUCAAACAGCUGCCAACGGCGGCGUCACCUCGAUCGAGGUCAUCGACGGAGGGUCCGGGUACGAGUAUCCGCCAGCUGUGACCCUGCCGUGCACAGACGGCAGCGCCCGGGCGAUCCUAGGCUUCGCGACCUCAGACGUUCACAUGGCCGGCUCGAGAGCCUCUUCGUACACUGGCAUGCAGUCGGCGCUGCUGACGUCAUCGUCGAAGGCUCCCGCCUUCCACUCUACCAUGGACUCGCCGGUGGUGGUCGGCUUCAACAAGGCUUGCAGCACUGCAGUCACGCAGACGAUGCUGAGGGCAGGCGGCUCGUGGAACAGCUCUCGAGUCACAGCAGUGACGGUCCCCCAGCAGGGGGUGUCGGGGUUUGCGUUCGGGUUCACAAGCGUGAAGAUAAGCCCGUCAGCUAUCAACGCCAAAGGUCUGGUCGACGCUCAUGCCAACGCCGUGGCGGUCCCCACCUGGUCCUUUCCUGUCUCGGGGUCGAGGCUUGUAAGCGGUGAGGAUGGGGUAGUGCACUACAACGGGCCUACGACCGUGACUAAUCUCUUCAGCUGCGAUGGGUCGGUGCUGGUGUUCAGCUCUCCGCAGCGGCCAGGAGGGCAGGUGCUCAAGAUCAAAGUCUCCCAAGCUGCGGGCGCGAGCCUUCCGAGCUACGAGAUCGUACAGCAGGGUCAAGGGUACGCCAACAUCCCCAUCGUUGUCGACAUGGAGUUUAGCGUCAGAGGGGCGGUCAAGAGCUACCGACAAGACUUUGCGGACCUCAGCAGCAGCCAGCAGACGCUCUGCAAGCCUUCCUUCUUCUCGCUCAACACGGCGUACCAGGGCACCAACGUCUACUCGGGCUUCGUCAUAGCCUCAGGCACUGUGGCACAGCAGACAGGCCUGACUCUCGACGGAGCUCUCAUCACCCACGAGGGAUACGGAUACCAGAGCUCGGGCUCCAGACCCAUCGCGACCUUCAGCUGCAGCGGAUGCUCCAGCAGCGCCUGUGCUGACAAGAACGCCAACUCCAUCGCCAACCAGGUGUGCACUGCCUCAGAGCUUCAGGUGGAGGCAACGGUGAGCGGAGAGUGCUCGGGCUCGUGCGAGCAGUCGGUAGCGAGCAGCGCCUUCUUCUCGCCCAGCAACCGCGACGGGCUGCAAGUCUGCUCGCCGGCGGACGGAGCAGCAGGAGACUACAGGACGCGCAAGACGCUGCAGAUGCGCGUGUCGAGCGGGCCGUCGGCGUACUCCUCCAGCAACGUCUACACGGCAAGACGCAGCCAGGGCUUCCAAGGCCCGCGAGGCUCCUUGAUCUUCAAGAUCACAGGCAACGAGACGUUCGCGUCCGCCUCGCUCUGUCAGCCCCCGCGCGUCCUCGUGGAGCCUCCCCCCUCAGGCGGAGUGCAGGCAGAGGUCUUGCUCGACUACAUCGACACCAGCGCGGACCCCUACACCAACGGCCCGUCUGCGAGCUCGACAGCAGCCAGCAAGGGCUUCGCUGCCGACGCUGCUCCCUACCAGUACGUGCUCAAAGUCAUCAACGCAGGAUCCGGCUACUUGACCGCUCCGAGCAUCAAGCUCGUUUCCUCGUCUGGGUCGCUGCCGGCAUGCCCAGCUCCCACUCUCGGCGCUUACCCGAGAAGUGGGAUGGUCGCGUCUCGGGUCGAGCUCGUGAGGAACGUCUCGCUGCCAGAGCUCAACCAGGGGGCCGCAAACGUCCAGCCGACUUGCAGCAGCGGGUCGUUUGUUGUCAAGUCUCUCUGCCCGGGCUCCAAACUCUGCACCAGCGCCUACUCGCAAGCAGAGCUCAACCCGCUGCCUUCCUGCUCAGGCUCCUCGCAGUGCAGCGCAUGUGCUACGUUCCCUUGCUCCGCCCGCACCUGCGCGGCCGACAACUGUCCCUCCUACCUGUCGACAGUGCUUGAUGCCUCGCUGUCGAGCGUGGUCGCUGAUGAGGCGCUGGCAGCCAUCGGGUGGGAUGCUCGGACCCAGCAGCCAGUCCUGCUCAACGCGGGCUUCGGCUUCUCUCCCAGCACGCCUAACCCGCUGAGGCUCGAGUUUCCUUCGGAUGCCGGACAAGCGUAUCCGUGCGCGGAGAUUCUACUCUAUUUCACCGACAGCCCCAGCUCAGACGCCCUUCAGCCGGGCCCUCUCUACUGGCCGGGCGACUUGUCCUUCGAUCAGAGCUCUGUCCGCAACCUGGCGGGCCAGGUUACCGGAGUGGACUAUCUGUUCAGACCCGGCUUCAUCAACGCAGUCUACGGCUCGUUCAGCAACUUCCCUGUCACGACUCUUGUGGCUCUCAGAGACCAGGCGGCUCGUCGGCUCCUGCAGAGCUCCAGGUCGGCUGUGCUGGAGGUGCAAUCAGUGUCGGGCUUCAAGGUGGGCGACUAUAUCCGACUCGUAGAUGAAGUCCUGCUCGUGGACGCGAUCAGCGUCCAGCAGAGCACUCUCACGGUCACUCGAGGCGCGCUGAACUCCAGCAUAGCCUCGACCUUCGCCGCAGGCACCGUUGUCAGGACCUUCAACCCGGGCUCCGUGCUGCUCAAGAGCGUCGCAAGGGACGCGACCAGCAUUGACGUGUCGAACGCCGGCAAGUUCACGUCGGGCAGAUACAUCCAGGUAGAGAAGGAGGUCAUGUACGUCACUGCCGUAGGAGCCUCGUCGCUGACUGUCCUACGAGCACAAGGAGGGACGAUCGCAAGUAGUCACGUGGCGUACAAGGCGGUGGGCUACGUCCUUCUUUUGCAACAGUAUCCCAUUGUUCUAUUGGAAGCCGUGACAGCCAGUCAAACCACCUUCUCUGUGUCAGACGCGAGCCUCCUCUACCUGGGGGCCUUCAUCCAGGUGCUGGGCGAGACCAUGACAGUCACUUCGAUAUCCGGCAAUACACUUACCGUCAAGCGAGCGCAGGUAGGAACAUCUGCGUCAUCGUACCCGACGGGAGUGCUGGUGAAGCUAACAAUGAGAUCAGCAAGCACCACCCCUUUUGACUCGAGUGAAAUCCCUUCCAUCUACAGAUCGAAUAUGAUAUUGUUGGAAGAUCUCACAUCUCAAGACACUGUUCUACGUGUCAUGGACCCAGUGAAGGAUACACAGUCGUCAGGCUUUCAACCAGGCGACUAUCUGCUGAUAUAUGAUUACUAUCUUUCCAAUUUUGAGGCGAUGUUGGUGUUGAGCACUGAGACGGCUAACGUAUCGCAGCAUCUCUAUCAGAACCUGACGGUUGAAAGAGCUCAAUUCCAGUCGAACAAGGGUCAAUCCACAUUUUAUACAGGAGUAUCUGUGAAUCUUCUAUUCAACCCUCGCGUCCUCGAGCACGAUAUCAGUUCGACCGCAACGAACGCGAACUUCUCCAACACUUACGGACUUCAAGCUGGAGAUCUCUUGUGGGCCAUCAACUAUGAUAGCCAAGCCGGAAUGGAGUACAUAGAUGUGAUGGAGUAUCAGUCUGACGGCAGUGUGCGUCGAGAAUUGAUCCCUAAGUGGCUUGGGAAUCCACAGGCACGCAGCGUCUCAGCUGGAGCGCUUGUGCAGACCAUUGCUCAGCCAGCUUACCUCAACCCUCCGUAUUGCACUGGUGCUAGUGGUUUAGAGCUGACCAUGACAAGGACUUCAGACUUUGUAGUUGGAGACAUCGUGAAUGGUUGGGGCACAAUUUUCAAAAUUACAGGAAUCAAUGCAGGUAUCAUCACCGUAGAACUUGUAAUACCUGAUGUACCUGAUCAUCAAAGUCCAUCUUGCGGUUCAGGUUAUAAAGAUUACCUUGUGAAAACUGAAGGUCUGAGGCGCCUCAACUCGACUUAUGAAAUGACUGAUCUAUGGGCUACCUAUACCAUAUACUUGUCCACUCAAGUCUCGGACUUCUAUUCCCCUGGAGACUUCGUGUAUAUCAUUGAUGUGGAAACUAAGACAUAUGGAGUGUUUCAAGUGCAGGUCGUCGGAAAUUACUAUCUUGAUGUGACUCUAUUCACUUCUUCUUGGAUUCAAUUUCAAUUCAAAAAAGACACAUCAGCCCUGUACAAGUACGAGAGGUUUGACGUCAUCAACGGUACCGCACUAUCUCCCGGUGACAGCGUCUUGUUCUCGUGGUAUAACGGCAAUCAAGAAGGCGGGACGGCACAAGUCAUCUCAUCCUCUGAGAACGAAGUCCGCCUCAAGUUCACGUCAGGAGGAUAUAGCCCAAACUUAGGUGAAGGUGAUUCUUACUUGUAUGACGUGUACGACACCUUUCAGCUGCUACCAGUCUCCAAGAAGAGCUACGCCAGGUCAAAGCUUGCUCUAGACAUUGACUCGACGGUUACGCGCAUCAUCCUCUUCGACGCCUCCGGGUUCCGAGCCGGCGACAGCUUCGUAAUCGACAACGAGAUUAUGAGGAUAGACAACAUCAACGGCAACCUCCUCCAAGUCUCUCGAGCUCAAGCAGGCACUGAUCCUGCCCCUCACAAGCUCGCAGCAUCAGUCACAUGGACUUCUCCUACCCCAACGACAUCAUCGCAAACGUCUUCUGUGACUCUUAUGACCCGACGCAGCGACCAACUGAGGUACAUCUCCCAGCUGGGCUCCAUCGCCCUUCCCAGUUCGAUCCUGCAGGCCCCUAGCAGCUACCAAGACGUCUGGGCACAGCUCGACGAGGAGAUCAUCAUGAUCCGGCAGCCCGCCUCAGGCACCGUCCCCGCGGAUGAUCGCAGACUGAGAGGAACGUCGGCGGCUGCUCACGUGACCAACACGCCCUACAACAUCCCCAACGCCUUCUUCUCCUGGCAGCUCAACGUCAGGUCAAGUCUGCUGGGCUCGUCGGGCUUCACAGCUCUGCCUGUGUACAGCAUGAACGCGGCUGGAGUGAUCGCAGUGUCUGGCGUCCACGUGCUGUCGGGAGGAGCCGGGGUGACAAGUCGGCCAUCCUUCCAGCUGAGUCUCAACAGGUUCAUUGACAACAAUGCGCAAGGAGAGGCGGUCGGAGGAGCGACUUACUCCUACCGCCCUCUGGUCCAGCAGACUUACCUCGGGGUCGACCUGACGGACAAGUUCACACAGAGGUUGAUCAGAGCCAACCUCAACUACCCCGUGACGUACCAGCCUUGGAGGUUCCCAGCAGACCCUCUCUACUUCCAGGACAGGAUGGACGGGUAUGACCCGAGCUCAGACAGCUCACUGCUGUCUCCUACCAACGGCUCCAACGCCAUCAACGCCAGCUCUCCGAUCCCUCACGAGCCAGGCUCGCCCGUGUUCGUGCUGGACUCCUUCGGUCAGAUAUUGGGCGAUCAGGCUGUACCCCAGCAGAGCCUGUCGGUGUCAGAUGGCGGCGCGUACUCCUACUCCAUCACCAGCCGACCGUCCGUGCUGGACUCUACCUGGAGCAGCCCGGCCCUGCUCAUCGUGUCGACGUCGUCAGCUACUACAGCCGACAUGUACCUCAACGACACCAUUGCGGGCUCCUACUCCAACGGUCAGAAGACUGCUCUGCUAUCUGCCAGCAGCAGGAUGUUUGCAUGGAAGACAGACCCGCGCAAGCUUGCCGUGCUCGUUGGGGCCUCGUCAGCAGCGUCCACACCAGCGAGCGCGAGCUCGUCGACGACUCCAGCAGGAGGUCAGAACAUCGGAGCCAUCAUCGGAGGCGUCAUCGGGGGCGUGGUAGGAGCAGCUCUGCUCGGCCUGCUCGCCUACAAGCUCCUCGCGCCGAAGCUCGCAGGCAAGAAGGUACAAGAGGAGAUGGGGCCUGUCUACCUGCCUCAGCCCUACUCAGCCGCUGCUCCCAUGCCGGUUAAUGUUGCAACGUACGGCCAGCAGCCCAUGGCUUACGGCAUGUCCGACAAGUACUAUGUGAAAGAAGCAAGGAGAAUGCAAAGUAAGGUAAAGCAAUCUAGAAGAAAUCAGAUCUGA